Messenger RNA from Camellia sinensis, 2021 nucleotides. RefSeq names its product protein disulfide-isomerase. Gene Ontology annotation, molecular function: protein disulfide isomerase activity. Gene Ontology annotation, biological process: response to endoplasmic reticulum stress; protein folding. The record is from RefSeq and is a predicted model, not a curated record. Lineage: Eukaryota; Viridiplantae; Streptophyta; Magnoliopsida; Ericales; Theaceae. Gene Ontology annotation, cellular component: endoplasmic reticulum.
CUCUCUCUCUCUCAUAAUACUCUGUUGCAUUUCAGAGAGUGAAUGCUUGCAUCAAUGGCGUCUAGGGUUUGGAUCUGCUUGUUCUUGUUCGUUUUCUCUCAAAUCGCUCCGUCAUUUGCCUCUGAAACCGACGAAGCACAAUCGAAGGAGUUCGUUCUCACUCUUGAUAACUCUAACUUCUCUGAUACUGUUGGCAAACACGACUUCGUCGUCGUCGAGUUCUACGCUCCAUGGUGUGGCCAUUGCAAAAAGCUUGCUCCGGAGUAUGAGAAAGCUGCAUCUGCAUUGAGCAGUCAUGACCCUCCCAUCAUUCUAGCAAAAGUUGAUGCUAAUGAAGAAAAGAACAAAGGGCUUGCAGGUGAAUUUGAGAUUAAGGGUUUCCCCACACUUAAGAUCUUGAGAAAUGGAGGGAAGAAUAUUCAAGAUUACAAAGGUCCUCGGGAUGCUGAAGGUAUUGUUGCUUAUUUGAAGAAGCAAAGUGGUCCUGCAUCUGGUGAAAUAAAAUCUGUGGAGGAUGCUAGUGCUCUUAUUGAUGGCAGUAAGAUUGUCGUUGUUGGGGUGUUCCCAGAAUUUUCUGGAGAGAAGUAUGAGAAUUUCACAGCUGUAGCUGAAAAAUUGCGGUCUGAAUAUGAGUUUGGUCACACUUUGGAUGCAAAGCUCCUGCCACGUGGAGAAUCAUCAGUUACUGGGCCAGUAGUUAGGUUGUUCAAGCCAUUUGAUGAACUUCUUGUUGAUUUCAAGGAUUUUGAUACGGAUGCUUUAGAGGAGUUUGUUGAAGAAGCUAGCACUCCUGUUGUGACUCUCUUUAACAAAGACCCUAGCAAUCAUCCCUUUGUUAUUAAAUUCUUCAACAGUCCCAAUGCCAAGGCUAUGUUGUUUCUGAAUUUUAGCAGUGGGCUUGUUGAUGCUUUUAAAUCAAAAUAUCGUGAUGUUGCUGAGCAAUACAAAGGACAGGGCAUAAGUUUUCUGCUGGGUGAUGUUGAGGCUAGUCAAGGUGCAUUCCAGUAUUUUGGGCUCAAAGACGAUCAGGUGCCUCUCAUCGUCAUACAAACCAAUGAUGGGUUGAAAUAUCUUAAACCGAAUGUGGAGCCUGAACAAAUUUCAUCAUGGGUGAAGGAAUACAAGGAGGGCAAUGUGCUUCCAUACAGAAAGUCUGAACCCAUACCUGAAGUUAACGAUGAAUCUGUUAAGGUGGUGGUUGCCGACAGCCUCCACGACAUGGUUUUCAAUUCCGGGAAAAAUGUUCUGUUGGAAUUUUAUGCACCCUGGUGUGGUCACUGCAAAAAGUUGGCUCCAAUAUUGGAUGAAGUUGCUGGUUCAUUCCAAAGUGAUGGUGAUGUUAUCAUUGCAAAGAUUGAUGCCACUGCAAAUGAUAUCCCAGUUGAUAUGUUCGACGUGAAAGGUUAUCCAACGUUGUACUUUAGGUCAGCAAGUGGAAAUCUGUUGCAGUAUGAUGGGGAUCGUACCAAAGAAGAUAUAAUUGACUUUAUUAAGAAGAAUAAGGAUAAAACUACCCAGCAAGAUCAGCAAGAUCAGCAAGAUCUUCGAAAAUCUGAGUUGUAAUGAAGGAAGAGCUUUCCCAUCUGUAAUGGAACAUGCAGAGAUGAGCAUAGUUGGAUACAUGUUAGGCGGCAACUUUACUUUAAACUAUGUUAGCGAGGAAGCACUGCAUGAUCUCCCUCCAUGUGAUAUCCUCAUAUCCCUUUCUUAUCCGCUUUUAAUCAAAAAAAUCCUUGACCCGAAUAAAAUGGGAGUUCUUUUCGCUUGUGUAGUUGCAGUAAAUUUUAGUUUUGGGGAUUGCAUAGUUCAGAAUGUAACAGUUUUUUUGUUUUGCUUUGCUUUGCUUUGCUUUGCUUUGUGCGCGCGUGUGCUACUAUAGAUUAAGAAAAGCAUGUUUUGAGGUAGAGUAUGUUUUAAGUACUUAAAUUUUGUCGUAUGGAAGUAUUUAUUUUUGCUUACAAGCUGCUUUUGAGUUCUGACACUUGAAGAUCUUGGUAAUGGUUUUUUUUUUAGUCCCUCCA